Messenger RNA from Prosopis cineraria, 3618 nucleotides. RefSeq names its product topless-related protein 1-like. Gene Ontology annotation, biological process: regulation of DNA-templated transcription. The record is from RefSeq and is a predicted model, not a curated record. Bases 149 to 3352 code for a protein of 1067 amino acids. Gene Ontology annotation, molecular function: protein binding. Lineage: Eukaryota; Viridiplantae; Streptophyta; Magnoliopsida; Fabales; Fabaceae. The transcript is spliced from 25 exons.
CUCCAAUAUGCUGCUAUAAAGUCAGAGAAAGAGAAGAAAAUAUACUUGUUUUUGAGUGUUCAGGUCUAGCUCUGCAGUCCCCCCCCCCCACCCCGGGGUUUAUUGCCUCCCUGUUUUUCAGGCUGCAGAUAUAACAAGGGGAAAGUUAAUGGCGACUUCGCUAGGCAAGGACCUUAUCUUCUUGAUCCUGCAGUUCCUUGACGAGGAAAAAUUCAAAGAUACCCUUCACACCUUGGAACAAGAAUCGGCAUUGUUCUUCAACUUCAAGUAUUUCGAAGAGCAGGUGCUCAAUGGAAACUUGGAUGAAGCUGAAAAGUAUCUUCAGGGAUUCACCAAAUUUGAUGACAACAAGUUUUCGAUGAAGGCAUUUUUUGAGCUUCGGAAGCAGAAAUACCUCGAGGCCUUGGAUAAGCUUGAUCGUGCGAGUGCUGUGGAUAUCCUAGUGAAGGAUCUGAGGGUCUUUUCCUCUUUUGAUGAAAACUUAUUCAAGGAAAUCACCCACCUUAUAGCUUUAGACAAUUUUAGGGAAAAUAGCUCCCUCUCUAAUUACAGAGAUAUAAAGACUGCAAGAACUAUCAUGAUGGGGGAACUCAAAAGGCUUAUUGACGCGAAUCCUCUUCUUUGUGAUAAAAUAGAGUUCCCUCUCAUAAGAACUUCAAGACUGAGAAGUCUCAUUAAUCAAAGUUUAAAUUGGCAACAUUCACUUUGCGAAAAUCCUGUACAAAAUCCUGAAAUAGGAACCCUCUUUGUGGAUCAUAAUUGUAGAAAUUCAAGUGAUUUAGCACAGCGGUCCACAAGCAGUCAACUUGCAGCUUCUAAUCCAAGACUCGAGGGCUUUCAUCCAAUAGGUGGAGCCACUGGGCUUCCGUUUCAUCCCCCAUCAACAUCACUUCAAACCCCUACCACAACAUGGACGCCUAAUUCCUCAAACAUUCUGGGUCCAGUAGUUCUGGGAAGCGUCAAUUAUGGUGGCCUGACAUAUCCGGGAGCAAUAGCAAAGAGUCUUGGGGGUCCUGAUGAGAUGUGCAGGAUGAGGAUGCCUGGGAUUCCAGACAAGGUCAUUCCUUCUGCUGCCUGUCAUGCUCAAAGCCAUACCUCAGCAGUUUUCCAAACCCAUGAUUUGCCAAAGACUGUUGUAAGGACUCUGACUCUGUGGUCAAACCCCACAAGCAUGGAUUUUCAUCCAUUCCACCAAAUGCUACUUUUAGUUGGAACAAUCUUGGGAGACAUAAGUUUGUGGGAUGUUCGUUCGAUGGAGAGGUUGUUUGCAAGAAAUUUUCAAGUAUGGGAUAUUGGAACAAGUUCAAUGACAUUAAAAGCUACACUAGUUAAAGAUCCGUCUAUCUCUGUAAGACGUAUAUUGUGGAACUCUAAAGGUUCAUUAUUCGGAGUUGCAUAUUCCAAACACAUGAUUCAGUUAUACUCCUAUCAUGGUACUAACGACAUACGACCACAUUUGGAGAUUGAAGCUCACGCUGGAAGUGUUAAUGAUCUGGCAUUUUGCAACCCCACAACAAAACUCUGUUUGCUAACUUGUGGAGAUGAUAAAACUAUCAAGCUUUGGGAUGCUACCACUGGUGUUAGAGUUCGCAAUUUUGAAGGCCAUGAUGGUGCUGUAUAUUCUGUCUGUCCGCAUUACAAGGAAAAUAUUCAUUUUCUAUUUUCCACAUCAGUGGACGGAAAAAUUAAAGCAUGGUUAUAUGACAUGAUGAACUCAAGGGUUGACUUUGACGCUCCUGGUCAAUCCUGCACAUCAAUGGGUUAUAGUGCUGAUGGGAGCAGGCUAUUUUCCUGUGGAACCACUAAAGAAGGGCAGUCGCAUAUUGUUGAGUGGAAUGAAAAAGAAGGCAUCAUCAAAAGAUCUUACCAAGGACUUCAUAAACAUUCUCUAGGUAUCAUUCAAUUUGACACGACCAAGAAUCAGUUCUUGGCGGUUGGUCAUGACUAUUCAAUAAAAUUCUGGGAUAUGGAUAACAUCAAUCUUUUGACAAGUACUGAUGCUGAAGGGGGACUACCAGCUAGUCCUCGAAUCCGAUUCAACAAGGAUGGCACCUUAUUAGCUGUUACUGCUAAUGAGAACAAAAUAAAGGUGCUAGCAACCGCUAAUGGUCAGCAUUUGAUGCGUCAGAUGAAGAAUGGUGAGGCAAGAACUUUUGAAGAUGUAAAACCUAAAUUGAACAAGGCAUUGGUCCCACCAAAGACCUGGAAGUUCACUGAAAUCAAUGAAGCUUCCCAAUUUAGGUCACUAAGACUUGCAACCAGCAUCAGGAUAGAAAAGAUCUCAAGAUUGAUGUACACUAGCACAGGAAGUGGAAUUUUGGCAUUGGCAUCAAAUGCUAUCCAUUUAUUUUGGAAGUGGCCGCGCAAUGAUCUUAAUCCAAGUGGCAAGGGAACUACCAAGGUUGCUCCUCAGGUUGUUCAGCCAACGCCAGGCAUGGUAAUGAUCAAUGACUUAACCGACAGUAUAGCCAGAGAAGCUGUGCCGUGCUUUGCUUUGUCCAAGAAUGAUUCCUAUCUCAUGUCAGCAUCUGGAGGAAAGGUUUCUUUGUUUAAUAUGCUGACAUUCAAGAUAAUGACAAGUUGCAUGUCCCCACCGCCAGCAGCAACAUCUCUUGCUUUCCAUCCUAUGGACAAUAACACUAUUGCUGUUGGUACAGAUGACAAUUCAAUCCAUAUAUAUAAUGUUCGCUCAGAUGAGGUAAGCCAUCGGUUAAAGGGUCACUCCAAAAAAGUUACUGGCCUUGCUUUCUCUCAUGCUCAGAAUCUACUUAUUUCUUUUGGGGAAGAUUCUCAGAUUAUAAGAUGGAACUCAAAUACUUGGGAAAAGGAGAAUAGUGCGUUCUUGCAGAUUCCAGAAAGAAGGACACCCAGGACAAACCCUGCUAUGUCGAACGUCUUUCUUCAGUUUCAUCAGGACCAGACACAUUUCCUUGUUGCACAUGAGAGUCAGAUAGCUAUAUAUGAGACAUCUAAGCUUCAAUGUGUGAAACAAUGGACUGUUGGAGAAAUCAUGGCUCCAAUUUCCCAUGCAACGUUCUCGUCCAACUGCCAGCUAAUCUAUACCAGCUUCAUAGAUGGAGUAAUACUAAUAUUUAGCACUUCAAAUCUCCAGCUGCAAUGCCAGAUUAAUCCCAAUGCUUAUCUUGGCUCUUCUUAUGUCAGAAAUUCUGGCCUGUACCCUUACGUGAUAGCUGCGAAUCCGCAAGAACCAUGCCAGUUUGCCCUAGGACUAACCGAUGGUGGGGUUCAAGUUAUUGAGCCACUUGAAUCUGAAGGCAAAUGGGGAGUGCACUCACCAGUUGAGAAUGGAUCUUCCAACAAUACGAUGACUUCCUGCAUCUCAAUUGGUUGACCUCGUAAUGGGUAGACUGGGGACUCAAAGCAGGGACACUUCCCUAACUUAUAUAUAUAAAUAUAUAUAUAUUUUGGGAUAAACUCCCUAACCUAUAUUUUACUUGGAUUAGUAAUUUAGCAAUUAUUGUAGUUUCUGUUGCCAGAUAGAUUGUACAUAGUAGAAUGCUCACAGGUAUAUCUGCUUUUGAAUAUACCCCAUCCCUGAAAAAGAUUGUUAUAUGGAAUUUAUGCAAUAUGGAAUAUACCCAUUCUUGAGCUUGACUA